Molecule: messenger RNA, 774 nt
Organism: Knipowitschia caucasica
Lineage: Eukaryota; Metazoa; Chordata; Actinopteri; Gobiiformes; Gobiidae
Source: the annotation of a GenBank genome assembly
AUGCUUGCCCCCUGCAGAGCAACACAAAGGAUCUGUUUGGGAGAAGCCUUCAGUGCACCUGCGGGUUCCACAAGCCAGCACAUCUGUCAUCAGGCACUGGGUCCAGUGCUGCUGGGUCCAGUGGUGCUGCUGCGUCCAGUGCUGCUGGGUCCAGUCGGGCUGGGACCAGUGGUGCUGCUGCGUCCAGUGCUGCUGGGUCCAGUCGGGCUGGGUCCAGUGCUGCUGGGUCCAGUGGUGCUGCUGCGUCCAGUGGUGCUGCUGCGUCCAGUGCUGCUGGGUCCAGUCGGGCUGGGUCCAGUGCUGCUGGGUCCAGUGGUGCUGCUGCGUCCAGUGCUGCUGGGUCCAGUCGGGCUGGGACCAGUGCUGCUGCUGGGUCUAGUGGUGCUGCUGGGUCCAGUGGUGCUGCUGCGUCCAGUGGGGCUGCUGCGUCCAUCCGAGUCAGCACAGAGGAAGAGGGAGUCCGAGGAGACACAGAGGCAGGAGCAUCAGCUGCAGCACCUGGAGUGCAGUGCUUCCAGUGCAAGCAGCUUGUGGAUGGAGAGCACUUUUCACAGCAUCUGCUUGACCAUCACACGGAGGAGACCUGUGACAGCUGCGGGGCCAAGCACUCAUGAAGCCAUCCCCACAAAAACCAACUGUGUUGACACCGACACCGACACCAGCACCAACACCAUCUCCAACACCAUCUCCAGCACCAUCACCAGCACCAUCUCCGCUCCCCUCAUGCAGUUCUGCCAUGCCACCCCACACUCCGUUCAAAGCACCAUCCAUUAA